This is a messenger RNA of Colletotrichum spaethianum, 324 nucleotides long. RefSeq lists its product as uncharacterized. The coding region runs from base 1 to 324 and encodes 107 amino acids. The record is from RefSeq and is a predicted model, not a curated record. The transcript has a single exon. NCBI's taxonomy places the organism in Eukaryota, Fungi, Ascomycota, Sordariomycetes, Glomerellales, Glomerellaceae.
AUGGCGGUGCAGUCUGGUCUGAGCAGAAAGAAGAAGCGUCGCAUUAGCUCAGGGGAAAACCAACAGGCAGAGCGGUCUGUACCCAACCAGAGCGAGAGCAGUGCUCAGCAAGACCUGGCUAGCAUGCAGAGAACCGAAGCCAAAGCAGGGCCAGCCAUGGAUGGCAAAGGAAAAAGAAGAAAAAUGCGAAGGACGGCGUCGCAGGGCCUGUCUGCAAUCCAUCCACGCGAACCUAGCUACGGCAGUCCCCUUCUCCACCAGCGCGCGACCCGCCGUCUCGUCUCGACACCCCAUUCGCCGGCGCGAGCGGGAAGCUGGGCCUGA